GAAGAAGAAGCCCCCCCCCCCCCCCCCGCUUGUGCAGUGUGAGCAGCAUAGGCUAAACCUGCCUUCAAGAACAUGCAUUUGCUGUGACCGUGGCUUCACGUCUUGGACUUUGGUUCAGAUUUUAUAAAAACCUGUCAGCGACGGUCUGAACGUAUCUCCAGGCGCACAAUGCCUCACCUUUCUCCAGACGACAAACUUCUUCAGAAGAUCCUCAUUGCUGGAACCAAAAGUUCUCACCUAGAGGUAAAUGACACCACCCUGCCCUGCAACCCACAUGAGGACACAAACUCCACUAAAACUCCCUAGAGAGGCUUCCAGGAGGAGACAGCUCCUGCUCCACCACAAAGAGGGAGUUCACUGCCUCUUUGACCUUAAUAAAAAUGACCUUAAUAAAGCAGGGUAAGAAAUGAGAGUGAAGGAGAGCCGUGGAUGUUGCAGGGAACCCCAAUAUAACGGCAUGAAACUUUACCAAUUAAAAUGGGAAUUUGAACAUCCACUGACUGUUUUGGCGUGGACACAUUCACUGAGAGGAACAUCUCCAAACAUCUUGUUGGAACUAACAGCUGUCAAAACCACGCCGGAACCAAAGACAUCUCAAAAGCGGCAGUCAGAGGUUCUGAAGAAAACAAUCUUCUGAAGAAACUCUGUUCACAGAACACAAAGAUCUUCAUCGCUAAUCACUAGGAAGAGGAAAUGAGGGGUUCAGCAGGUUAUGGGUUCAGAACAGAUACGGUCAGAGAUGUGGUUCUGACUGUUUUCUUAUCAUGAUGUUCAAAACACACAGGUGUCUGUUAGAAGGAGGGAUCUGAAUGAAAGCAGCCGCUCGGUUUUUAUCCAGGCUGUGGAUUUGAGUCCAAGUUUAGCAUCAGACGAUGUUUAUGUGUUUUUGGAUAAGCUUCAAUGCAGAAUUUGACACAUUAUUGAUGUUCUCAAAAGGUUUAAUUCAUUUCUGGGAGGAGAAAAGCUCAGUGGUUGUCCAAAAUGCAAAAUAGUGACAGAAGAAAACUGGAGCGAAAAUACAAUUUUGCCUAUUUAAGCUAUUUUGUUAGCCACAUUUUUCCCUGAAGAAAAAUAAAACUUGGCAAGCCAUAUGUUUGCAGCAAAAGAGCAGCAACAUCGAAAACAACCUUUUUACUCCUGAUCUCUUCCUUUAAUAGCAAGUUUACAUUCUUGUUUUUACCAGAAAAGUACAAAUCAAUCUGAGCAUCAUUUGUCACCAUGGUAACAAAAGCUCAGUUGCAGCCUGGAGACUUUGACUGAAAUCCGCGCUGAAACAUUUCAGGACCUCGUUUUUGAAUAAAAAACAUAAACUUAAAAAUAAAUAAAAAUGGACUAAUGCAGAUGGCCCACAAGGAUUUUUAAAAUCAUAGACUAUUCAGUGCAUGUUCAUGUUCAUCCACAAAAUGUGCAUGAACAUUUUUACCCUACGGGCUCACUUAAUGAAAGAAGUGUGACAUUUCUUUCUACAGGCAUGCUGUAGGUGAAGGGUCAGAGCUAACACGUAUACAACCCGCAAGAGUAAGAACUCACUAGGUAUAGGAUGUCUAUUAGAAAUACAUCUACUGUAGAUACAGGACAUCGCUACAACUCUAUUUGUUACUCUAUUAGAUGUCCACCAAUAGCGUCCUGACUGAUGUCUUCAUAUAGAGAUCUACUCAGAGAAAUGAAACAUUAGAUUUAAAUAAAAAAGUAUCGUCAACAAGUCCCACAAAACUAUGUUGCUUAAUUUGAGAAAGACUGGAUGACUAAAAUUCAACAGAAUAUCUUGAAUAAGUGCUUCAUUACACAGUUAUGGUACAUUUACAAAUGUAAUCAACAUUUUUGCAUUAAAUUAAUUAAUUAUGUAAUUAACUUAACAUUAUUGCGUUAAAUUUAUUCAUCUUUAUUUUGAAUUUACUUAACAUUAUUACCUACAAUUUACUAUAUUUAUGUUGAAUCAAUUUAACAUUACGUAGAAUUUAUUAAACGUUAUGUUGAAUUUCCUCAAUAUUGUGUUAAAUUGUUAUUGAUUAUGUUGAAUUCAAAAACAAUAUUGUGUUGAUUUUUUUAGUUAUGUAGAAUUUAUCAAUCAUGGUGAAUUUAUGAAACACCUUUUUGUUCCAUUUACUAAAAUCCCUUAACUUGAACACAUUUCUCUCAAACUUCUCAAUCCCGUCAUUUUCCUCCAUCACUUUAUCAUAAAAUCAUCUCAUUGAUGUCAUGGCCUUUGAUCAACAGAAUAUUCUAAUAAAAAAAUAACAUUUUAUAAAAAUAAAGUACUUUGUUGCCUUUUACAAUGAUGUCAUCUGUUGAUCAAAAGCCACGGCAUCAAUGUGAUGUCAUAACAUCAUCACAUGAUCUGAUGUCAUGGCCAUCACAUGACGUUAUUUGAUAGCCAUAACAUCGAUGUGAUGGCUAUGACAUCACAUCGAUGUCAUGGCUAUCAAAUAACAUGACAUCAAUGACAUCAGUUUUAUUGCAUGCAGAGCCUGCAUAUACCCUCACUGAACAUCCAAAAUCCAUUUUUCAGUGACUUCAAGCUACGUCUAGCAAAGUACUGAAACGCUCUUUCCCAACGUUAAAGCCUUUUUUCAAGAUCAAACCUGCAAAUAUUUACGAUCUUUCACAAAGAACACUGAAUAUUUCGCACAUCUCUGAUAAAAUGGCUUAUAACAACAGAAACAAAAAGAACUUUCAUGGCCAGAAGCCUAGGAAGAACCACCAUGGUGUUGGAUAUCCCCGGCAUUACGAUCACGGAUAUGACAAUCCCUAUCCAGUCGGGUUUAAUCCACAUGUAAAGCAGAAUUUCUCUGAUCCGGACUCCCUCAUCUCUGAGCUCAGAAAACAGAUCAGACGGGAAGAGGAAGAGAAACAUCGGCAGAUCCAACAGAAAGCUGUGGAAGCUGAAACAAUGCAGAAGAAAAAUGAAGCCUGCAGAUUAGAAAACCAGCUGCUGCAGGAAAAGAACAACAACCUGCAGAAACAGAACCAAGAACUUCGUAGUCAAAACGAAGAUUUAAACCAAAAACGCACAGCUUUUUCUUGCAACGAGACAUCUUUCAACGCACUGAAAGAAAAACUGCAAAAGAUGCGAGAACAAGUUCAGAUUCUCAGAGACCAAAACCAAAAUGUGGAUUUGGAAGAGAUGGAGAAAGUAGUGACUGAAAGCCAGGGAGUGACAGAAAUGGUUAGAGAUGAGAACUCUACGCUGGUUCUGAAAGUGGAAAACCUCCAAAAGGAGAACAAUCAGCUGAAAACACAACUGCAAGCAGCUCCCCAGCAUGAGGUGGCUCCUUUAACCAACACGCUGCCUGCAGAGGUGGAGGAGCUCAGAAAAACUCUAGAAGCUUCUCAGUUUGUGACGCAAAGCUUUAGAGAGGGGAACAUUAAAAUGAUUCUGGAAGUCCAGGAGCUUAGAAAAGCAAAGGAGCAGCUGAAGGAGAAUCUCCAGAAAGCUUCACUACAACAAAAUGACUUUCCUGAAAUGAUCCAUCAGAUCAAUCAGACUGAUAAAGAGAGGAUAGAAUUAAGAGACCAGCUGUUUGAAGAAAUUAAAACCACAGAGCUGCUCAAAGAAAGCCUCUUUUACCUGGAGGAUCACGUGGAUGAACUGAAGGACAAAGUCAAAAGUUUAGAAGGAAACACCACAGACAGAAACCAAUGUUUGAACCUGGAGGACUAUGAUGUGAUAAUAGAAGAGGAAUGGAUAGAGGAAGAGGAAGAGAUGGAGGAAAAUAAAGAGAAAGAGGAAAAUGAAGAGAUGGUGGAAAAUGAAGAGAUGGAGGUGAAUGAACAAAAGGAAGAAGAAGAUGUAGAAAAAAAUGAGCUGGUUUUAGAAAAAACUGAGGAAAUGUUGGAUGAAAGAGAAGCUCAAUUCAUGACCAAAAUGAAAGAAUUGGAAAAUUGUCUGCAAACACUCCAGCAGGAUGUUCCAAAGAAACCUAAGAAAGGGAAAAAUCAGGAAAAGAGAAAGAAAAAGGGAAAAAAAAACAAAGAAAGAAAUGAACGGGUGAUUGAAGAAACGGAGGAAACAAUGAAGGACACAGAAGCUCAAAUUGUGACAAAAAUUGAAGAAUUGGACAAAGAUCUGCAAAACGUCCUGCAGAAAAAUACCAAGAAGAUUAAGAAAAAAGAGAAAAAUAAGAAAAAAGCAGAAAAAGACAAAGAGCAGAAAGAAAAACCUGUGAAGAGGUCCUCCUUCUUAAUGUUUUUCCGUAGACUGUUUGGUUUGAAGACUUAAACCAGACCACUGCCCUGUUUUGGUCUUUUCUUCGUGUUCUAAUGUAAUAUAAUGUAAUCUAAUGUAACGGGUUAGGGUCACUCACUCCACUUAGUCGAGUGUUUUAAACUCAACUUAAGAUGUUUUUAUUUACAAGACCUUUUAGCUGACUUUUUUAGUUUUAUUUUAUUUUGUUUCAUUUAUUUGUUUAAUUUUUUUUUUUUUUUUAAUUAAUUUGGUUUUAGUUGCUUUAAGCAGCUUGAAUUAACUGCCUCCACCUAAAGCAGUCCUCACCUCCAAGCCAUCAGUUCUAAAAGUAAAGCUGCAGACAAGAUGGCGUCCAAACGUCAUUAGCCUCAAGUGGAAAUUCACCAGAUUGUCAGAGUAGUAGCGCCUUUUUAAAAACGUUUUAACAAACAAAGGUGCUACGAUUUCUGCUUCAGUGAUGUCUUGUUAGAGGUAAAAAAUGGCGCCAUCUUGUCUGCAGCCAGGUCCCCCUUAUUAAUGUAAGCCCCCGACCCCCCCCCAAAUGAAGAGCAGACUUUCUGAGUCUAAAAUCCUCUGAAGCUCUUCUACCAAUUCGGCCGUCCACUGCCAGGUCUGUACCUCCAAACCCAAAAUUCAUCCGUGGUCUUCAGCUCUGUUCCUCGUGAGCUGCUGCCCUGCUUGUUUUGUAGCUAACCCUGCUUCAGUGAUUACUGCUCACCUGGAUCAGGCGUGUUCAGUCCAUCAGAAACUGGGCUCACUGGAUCCAGCUAAUCAGGACUUCCUGAAGCAGGUUAGCUGCAUAACAAGCAGGGCAGUAGCUCACGAGGAACAGGGUUGCAGACGCCUGAUCUACACUCUGGGUGGAAAUCUGUCACCAACAUUGGCUUGAAAAAACAGGGGCAGCACGUUGGUCUGUUGGUAACAUGGUUCGCUGACGGAUCCGUGUCUGCGUGGGUUUUCUCCGAGCACUUCGGUUCCCCCCCACUUAUCCAAAUUUAUUAUUGAUCGAUUGGUGACCUUCAAACAGGUGUAGACCAAAAAAUCCCCAUUGAACUUCCAGCUUGUUAAUGUUGCUGUGAAGGUUCAUUAAUCAAAGAGGUACAGUUCAA
Messenger RNA from Oryzias latipes (Japanese medaka), 5295 nucleotides. NCBI's taxonomy places the organism in Eukaryota, Metazoa, Chordata, Actinopteri, Beloniformes, Adrianichthyidae. The record is from RefSeq and is a predicted model, not a curated record.